GGUAUCGUGGCACCCCGGUACAACACUUACGUCCUGGUUUCGCUGAUCGGACUAUUGCUUCAGACCCAGUCCGCCACGGGCGGCAUAUGCUGGUCUUCCAUCAGUAACGGUCGUUGUAAGGAAUUGUUGUCACAAGGAGUGACGAAGGAAGAUUGUUGCGCGUCGAACGCAGCGGCAGCGACCGCAUACUCCGAGGAAGACCUCGAUAGUGGAAGUCUCUUUUUCUGGAAGGUACUUGGAGGAGGUGUCCAGUGUCGUCCUUGCAGAGAAAGCUGCACGGAAGUAAGGUGCGAGGAAGGGAAGAAGUGCGUGGUGCGUAGAGGAAGACCAAGGUGCGUGUGCAGUCCUGAGUGCAAGGCACCAAGAGGAGGAGGUCCAGUUUGUGGGACAGACGGCAAGAGCUACAAAAAUUUGUGCAGACUGAAGAAACGCGCUUGCAAGAAGGGAAGCCACGAACUAGCGGUUGCCUAUAACGGCCACUGCCAAAGUUCGUGCGCACGAGUCCGGUGCGGCCAAGGCCGGAGCUGCGUGCUGGACCAGAACCUGAGCCCGCACUGCGUGAGGUGCGCCCGCAGGUGCCCCCAGCCGCCCCCGCAACAGCGAGCCGCCGCACGCCCCGUUUGCGGGGCCGACGGAAACACCUACAAGAGUGCCUGCCACCUGCGACUUGCCGCCUGCCGCGCAGGUCGCGCCAUUCCCGUCGCCUAUAAGGGCCACUGCAAACAGAACGCAGACUGUACGACGAUUCGUUGUCGCGAGGGGCAGACGUGUCUAUCGGAGAUGAAGUCGGGCCGACCACGUUGCGUGACCUGUACCUAUCGGUGUCCCCGGAAGCGGGAGCGCGUCCGGAACCGGACACACCGUGAUCGAGAUCCAUCGGCGACCAUGUUGUGUGCCACCAACAAUAUCACCUAUCCAAGCUGGUGUCACAUCGUCAAGGACGCCUGCGCUACCGGCUUCGUCCUCGAGACGCGACACGCCGGCCCCUGCAACGCCUACGACACCUCUCCUCUCUAUAUCGAGGAGGACAACACCUCGAGCAACUACGGCGUCGAUCUGGCGGAUGAGGACGCGAGAUUCGAGGACGCCGAAUCCCUCUCGUACAACGGGCAGACGCAUCGUUCUUUGGCGUUGUCGUAGCGCGCGAUCGAUCGAUCGAUCGGUCGAUCCUGUUCGCCAACACGACACGAGUCGUAGAUUUCUCCAUAGGUGCUCGCUCGAAGGAACCACGCGGAUAGGUGAAACGUGUCGCAAACGGAGAGAUAUCCUCCGAUCCAUUCGCGAAUCCACGAACGAUCCACGCGGAUAAUCGAAAAGUAAUCAGAUGAAAUUCAUUCGUUCGCGGAUCUACGUGGCCGAUCGAAGAAUAAUAAGUUAAAAUUCAUCAAUUCGCGGAUCUACGAACGAUCGACGUGGGCGAUCGAAUAAAAUCGAUCGAAGAAUAAAAUUCAACGUGAAAGAAUCAGACGACUACCGCGUCCAAUUCUCUAGAACCGAUCUAGAUCGUAUUAAGGAAAUGUCACGCGAGAUAUCGUGUGAAUUUCCGCUCGAACUUCCGGAGAACUCGAGGAACGACGCGUAACAAACAUGUUCGCGCUUCCUCUUCGCAGGUUAUACAAGAGCGUACAUAUAUGAACGCCAUUAAAAUCGCGUGGAUGCACGAGCGGCGAGAUUCGUGCCGGAUAAUGUAGAUUAAGGGCAGAUCAGUAUUCUUUUCUCCGUUUUCGGGAGGAUUUCGAGGUUUCGCAGGUUCGUUCGCGUACAAGUGACGAUUUCUUUUUGUUUUUUUUUUUUUUUUUCAUUCGAAAGGAAGCGGAAAACUGGCGAAUCGAGACUAAUUUAACACUUUCGUGAUCGAAGCGCGCGAUUUGCUACCAGUCGGGAGCCAUUCGCGCAGGUUUGUAUCUAUUGUCUCGGUGUACAUAAGUAUUUCACGAGUUUGACGCAGACAAUUGCGUAAGAAAUUGAUUAUUUCGCAUUUUGAGAACGUUUGAUAGUGUUGUCGGUUGUUCGAAUAGAAAAAUAUCUGAAUUUUUAAAAUUUCCAUAGUACUUUCUGUGAAAAAGGUAUUUUCGAAGUAUCAUUGGUGAAUUUAUUACAAAGAUAAAGUGUUUCUCCGAUGUUUUUAAGAGUACAAUGUUGGUGUAUAUGUUAACUCCGGUCGAUGAAAAUCACUAUUAUAAUAUAGAUAGUGUACGAAUUAAGCGAAGUUGUAAAUUGCUGUAAGUAUUGUUUCGUCAUCUGCUUUCUUUCUUUUGCCUUUUUAGCGUUAUUUUUAUUCGGAUCAGUUUUAAUCGAUAAUGUACCACAGUGUUCUUUUGUAUUAAUUUAUUAUAAUGUUAAUUAAUUUAUUGUUCGAAAUAAUAUGAAUAAACGAAGUCUGAUUGGAAAA
This is a messenger RNA of Bombus impatiens (common eastern bumble bee), 2392 nucleotides long. Its product is annotated as follistatin-A. NCBI's taxonomy places the organism in Eukaryota, Metazoa, Arthropoda, Insecta, Hymenoptera, Apidae. The annotation marks the transcript as partial. The transcript is spliced from 7 exons. The record is from RefSeq and is a predicted model, not a curated record. Gene Ontology annotation, biological process: anatomical structure development. Gene Ontology annotation, molecular function: extracellular matrix binding; protein binding; calcium ion binding.